CAAAGCGCGCAACUCCAUCACACAAGCUGGUUGGAUAUUAUCUUUCGAUACCCACGAAACUCGCGUGUUUUGUGUUCGCCGCUACGCCGUUCAGUUUUGACAAGACACCAGCCGCGUGAACACGGUGUAUUUUCCGAUAUACACAGUGUUUUAGUUUCAGUCAAGAUGCCUUCAGAAAAAACCGUGUUCGAUCCGAACCCUGCGCUAGCCAAAUCGGCCUACGUCUCAUCGAUGUCCCAAUACAAAGAGAUGUAUCAAAAAUCUAUCGACAAACCCGACGAGUUUUGGGGUGACAUCGCUAAACAGUUCCAUUGGGAGACUCCUAUAAAUUAUGACAAGUUUCAUACAUUUAAUUUUGACAUAACUAAAGGACCUAUUUUUACUAAGUGGAUGGAUGGAGCUACAACAAAUAUUUGUUAUAAUUUGUUGGACAGGAACGUCAGAAAUGGACAUGGAGAGAAAAUUGCAUUUUACUGGGAAGGCAAUCAUCCAGACGACUACAGUAGGUUGACAUACAAAAAGUUAUUAGAAGAAGUAUGCAGAUUUGCCAAUGUAUUAAAAAACAAAGGCAUUCAAAAAGGCGACAGAGUUGCUGUAUAUAUGCCGAUGAUUUUAGAAGCUAUAGUUACAAUGCUCGCUUGUACUAGGAUCGGUGCCGUCCAUUCUUUAGUGUUUGCCGGAUUCUCGGCCGAUUCCUUCGCCGAAAGAAUUUUGGACUGCGAAGCCAGGCUCUUGGUGACCGCCGAUGGUGCUUGGAGAGGUGAAAAACUUCUCCAGCUUAAAUCUAUCUGCGACCAAGCUAUGGCCAAAUGUUCACAGAAAGGUCACAACGUAGAAACUUGCGUAGUUGUAGCGCAUUUAGGACGUGUUACGUCGCCGCAGGGCACGCAAUACAGCAGUAAUAAGACUCCAAUGACACCUGGUCGUGAUGUUUUCUGGCACGAAAUCGUUCCACAAGCUUGCACUAGUUGUUAUCCAGAAUGGAUGGAGGCGGAAGAUCCGCUUUUCAUGCUUUACACUAGUGGUUCUACAGGAAAACCCAAGGGAGUUCUGCACACUACCGGAGGAUACAUGGUUUACGCUGCUACUACCUUUAAAUACGUGUUUGAUUACAAACAGAAUGACGUCUACUGGUGUACUGCCGAUAUAGGAUGGAUUACUGGACAUACUUAUGUCGUGUACGGACCUUUGGCAAAUGCUGCUACUUCAGUUUUGUACGAAGGUACACCAUUUUACCCACACAACGACAGGUUUUGGACAGUGGUAGAUAAAUAUAAAGUAAAUCAAUUCUACACAGCUCCCACAGCCAUUAGAUCUUUAAUGAAAUUUGAUGAUGAACUAGUAACAAAACACAACCUCUCGUCGUUAAAAGUAUUAGGGUCAGUAGGAGAACCUAUCAACCCAGAAGCAUGGCACUGGUACUAUAAACUCGUAGGAAAAGAAAGGUGUUCAAUAGUUGACACUUUUUGGCAAACUGAGACUGGCGGACAUGUACUUACUCCACUGCCUGGAGCUAUUCCUAUGAAACCUGGAUCAGCGGCUGUUCCAUUUUUCGGGGUACAACCAGUUCUGUUAGACGAAUCCGGAAAAGAGAUAAAAGGUGAAGGUGAAGGUUAUCUCGUAUUCUCACGUCCAUGGCCUAGUUUGAUGAGGACCCUUUUUAAUAAUCACGAUCGAUACGAAACCACGUAUUUCACGAAAUUCCCUGGAUAUUAUUGCACCGGAGAUGGAGCUAGACGUGACGCUGACGGAUACUUGUGGGUAACUGGUCGCGUAGAUGACAUGUUAAACGUAUCCGGUCACCUUAUGUCCACAGCAGAAGUAGAGGCCAUCCUAACCGAGAAUCCUGCAGUGUCGGAAGCCGCGGUGGUGUCCAAACCGCAUCCUGUCAAAGGAGAAUGCCUUUAUUGUUUUGUGACAACAACAGAAAACGGUGUAUUCGACGAAAUACUGAUUAAACAACUGAAGCAAGCUGUUAGGGAGAAGAUAGGUCCUUUCGCCCAGCCCGAUGUCAUCCAAAAUGCCCCAGCCUUACCAAAAACUAGAUCCGGAAAAAUUAUGAGAAGGAUAUUAAGGAAAAUAGCAGUUAAUGAUAGAGAUGUUGGUGACAUUAGUACUCUAGCAGAUAGUUCCGUGGUAGAUCAGUUGUUUGCUAGUAGACCGCAAGGAGCUUGAAUGUAAAUCAUGAAAAAUUUGGUUACUUAAGGAAAAUCAGUGUAGAUUUUUCUCAUUAGAAUAUUAAAUCUAUGUUGGGUCUGUUGUAUCAACACAAGUGUAAAAUAUUCUAAGUCUAAGUUCGCAGCUGUGAUUUCAAUACUAAUUUAUUUUAAAUAUUUUGUAGUCCGUUUCAAAAAUUUUAGUUAUUCGCGUAUUAACUAAAUUUUAUGACAGUCUCUUAUGCAGCAACGUAACUCCAAAAAAGUUAUCUAAGUGUUUUAAAUCACGUGAUCUUGGGGAUCAGUUAACACACCCUUGGUUUAUGUUAAAUGAUGAAGGGUUUUCAAUUUGUUUUCAGUAGGAAGAUUGGUCUGUUUUCAAUAUAGAUAAACUAAUAAGCAAGAUAGAUUAAUUCAGUGAUAAUCUUUGGAAACGUAGUGCUGUGACAUUUGUAGUAGGUAUGCAAAAACAAAAUAAUGUGAUAGCAUACUAGGAACUUCAUUUAAUCAUUGUUGUAUAUUCAAAAAAUUGCCUUGUUCUGAAACGUAUUUUAUUUCAAAACCGGUUUAGCUGGCGCCUUCUUUUCAUGACCUCAAAUUUUAAAUUCAAUUUGAUUUCCAUUAAUUAUAGGCAGAUAAUUAACAAUUAUAAAAACAUAUAGGGAUACUAUAUGUUUUCACAACGAAUAUCCAUUUUUUUUUACUUAAAAUCAGGAUAAUAAAAUAAUUAAUUAAAUAAAUAAAGUUAAAGACCGACAACACGUUUGACGACGGUGAACACGACCACAGAAUACCUUUUGUUAUUUUUUCUAUGAUUUGCAAUAUAUUAGGCAGAACAGUCUUGUUGAAACCAGAUGUUUUAUCUAACAACUCAUUUGGGAUGAAAUUAAUAAUUUUAUUUGCUUUUUUCUUUAUCUAAUAAUCUCGUUAGUCCUAAAAUUCUACUACUUCCUAAUUUUUUAACCUUAUUUGGACUUUUUAUGAAUUGAGAAUAAUUUGACAGUAUCCUAAGAGAAAUGUAGAACUUUCUGAUAAGGAUAACCAAUAUUGUUAGUAAGGAGCUAAAAUAUUUGAAACGCAUCCACCUUCAAUGCUCAACUUUUCAAAAAACUUGUCACUUAAUUUAUUAAUUUUAUUUUAUGUUCUGAAUGAUUGUUUUAUAUGACAUUAACAAAAUUAUUGUCAUUGUUGGAUAUUUUUGUUUGAAAUAUGGUAUGAUAUAUCAGACUCUCAAGCCAAAACUUGGUCGUAUUUAUAUUACCUAUAUUUAUUCUAGUCUAUAGAAAAUGUAAAAGAUCUAUGUAUGAAAUUGUUGUUUUGCAGUGCACUUGUUUUAAUUAUUUUUAAUCUAUAAAUAUUGGAGCAAAAUAUCCUAAUAAAAAUAAAACUAUUCAUAAGUGUGGUUAAAAAAAUACGUUAGAACAAAUUUUGAUGUCAUUUUAGUAAAGCGUUACCAAUAUGACAGACGUAUAUGGCUAAAAAAACAUCAAACAUUGUAAUAACGUGAAACCAGAGAUCCCGUUUCGGCAGAAAAACUCGUAGAAAAUAAUAUUAAAAAUGUACAUAAUAAUGACCUAAAAUAUAUAGAGUAAAGUCGGCAUAUAUGGAAUAUUGAUUACUCAUAAAGUGAUAACGUAGAGACUAAAGUGUUAGGAGCCGCAAUAUUUCAUUAUUUAAUAGUUCUAAGUAUCUUCAAAAAGUGAUAGAUACUAAAUUGAAAAUAAAAUCGUAUACGGCAAUUAAACAAUUAUAUUAAAAAAAAGGUAUUGUUUUUGAAAAUGAAAAAUGGAGGGUUAUAUGGAAUAGUCAUAUAUGGUAAUAUGGAAUUGACUAAUAGAUGCAAAAUACUUUAAUAUUUUAUCAUUCGCAGCCCCAUUGUUUUUGUUUUCUCGGCAAAGGAGUAGCCAUAAUUUCUGUACAGUAAAAAUUUCAAUAACAUUACACUCAGUGACUUAUAUGAGAGCAAUAUUGCAAGAAAUAUGGAAUAUUCCGUAUUACCCGCUCCACGAAAUGUACUCAAAACUAGUGCUCUAUUAGAUAUUAUGAAAAGUAAUAAAUUAAAUGGUGAAGAUUUCCACUAUCUUAUGCCUAACCCAUCUCACCAUGCCUUUAAAUUAAUUAAUUUUCACAAAAUCACAAAUCAUAAUUUCACAUUUUGCGACUAUAUUGGCAUAUAAUGGCAAUUUUAUUUUAUGGCAGAAGCCUACAAUUCUAAAGGGCGUUCUAAUACCUCUAUCCUUUAAGAGAUGGAGCAGCCCGAUUUAAAAAUUCAAAAAUAUUGAAAAUUCCAUAUUACCCGACUAUUCCAUAUAUACCGACUUUACCAGUACUUAUUCUUUCAUAUUUGGCAUGCGGUUAUAAUGUAAAAGGGUGCCAGUUAUCAACAGCGCAUCCAAAUGGAUGCUUCUCGCCAUUGACGUUGUCAAUGUAUGACAAUGGCAGACAGUAAAUGGAAGUAUUUUAUAAAAAAUGUAACUAAGAAUAUAAUAAUCAAGAAUGUAAGUAAAUGCUUGGUUUAGAAAAAUAUUUAAGCACAAACAGUCUAAUAAAUUUAUUUGAACUAAAUUAUUGUAACUUUGUUUACAACGUUUUAUUAAUUUUAUUUUUGGUUUUUAAAAUUAUUUUAAAUGAUUUAUGUAUGACGUGAAAGAAGUGAAUGAUGCGUGAAGUAAACAUAUUUUUGUAAAAAGAAAUUGAUGAAAUUUAUUUUUUUAAGGUUAUUUUUAGUAUAGACAUUUGUUGAUUUAUAUCUAACUGUUAAUAAUGAUUUUUGUAAAUAGAUAAAUAAAUGAUAAUCACUUGUUUAUUUUGGAGCUUUAUGUAUUAAAAAAAAAUGCCUUCAUCAAACAUAUCAUUCCAGAAGCUGAC
Molecule: messenger RNA, 5024 nt
Organism: Psylliodes chrysocephalus
Lineage: Eukaryota; Metazoa; Arthropoda; Insecta; Coleoptera; Chrysomelidae
Source: the annotation of a GenBank genome assembly